Molecule: messenger RNA, 3613 nt
Organism: Ictalurus punctatus (channel catfish)
Lineage: Eukaryota; Metazoa; Chordata; Actinopteri; Siluriformes; Ictaluridae
Product: protein phosphatase 3 catalytic subunit alpha
Exons: 15
Coding region: 687-1952 (421 amino acids)
Biological process (GO): calcineurin-NFAT signaling cascade
Cellular component (GO): cytosol; calcineurin complex; cytoplasm
Molecular function (GO): calmodulin binding; calmodulin-dependent protein phosphatase activity
Source: RefSeq, a predicted model, not a curated record
GGGUUGGUUGGUGGUGGUACUGUCUGAGAGACUCGCUACAGUAGAGCUGUAAAUCAGACUAGCUACAGUAACGGCGCUGAAAUUUGUUACCCUGUUGCAAGUAUUUCUGGCGAGCGAUAUCACUGCAGUCUCCCGUUUUGGGGAAAGAGUUGUUGAGCGAGGACUACAGCAACGGACCCUUUUUUAAAUAUAAAUAUAAAUAAGAGAGAGAGAGAGGCGAGUACACACAUUUGACUGGAAAUGUCUGAAAACAAACCGAAUGAUGAGCCGAAGUUGUCUACAACGGAUAGAGUUAUUAAAUCUGAUGACGACGUCAUUAGUUUCCACAACACACAUGUACCAUCAGUGGCAGGGGAGCGUUGUGGAACACAGAAGAGGUCCAAUGCUGCAAAUAAUAACUGCUGCUAAUAACAGCACCAAAAUAAUAACCAAAAAAAGACCAAAAAUAUGCUGUCCCGUUCCCCCCCAGCCACAGGCUGACCGUGAAAGAGGUGUUUGACAGCGAAGGAAAGCCCAAAGUCGAUGUCCUCAAGGCUCAUCUGACCAAAGAGGGCCGUGUGGACGAGAGCGUCGCCCUGCGCCUCAUCGGUGAGGGAGCGGCCAUCCUGCGCUCUGAGAAGAACCUUCUGGACAUCGAGGCCCCCGUCACAGUAUGUGGAGACAUCCAUGGCCAGUUCUUUGAUUUGAUGAAGCUGUUUGAGGUGGGAGGAUCUCCAGCCAGCACACGCUACCUUUUCCUCGGCGACUAUGUGGACAGAGGAUAUUUCAGUAUUGAAUGUGUGCUGUACUUAUGGGCCUUAAAAAUUCUUUACCCCAAAACACUGUUUUUGCUGCGUGGGAACCACGAAUGUAGACAUUUAACAGAGUAUUUCACCUUUAAGCAGGAAUGUAAAAUUAAGUAUUCGGAGCGAGUGUAUGACGCAUGUAUGGAUGCCUUUGACUGCCUUCCGCUGGCCGCGCUCAUGAAUCAGCAGUUCCUGUGUGUGCACGGAGGCCUGUCCCCUGAAAUAACAAAUCUCGACGACAUCAGAAAAUUAGACAGAUUCAAGGAGCCUCCCGCUUACGGACCAAUGUGUGACCUGCUGUGGUCCGACCCGCUGGAGGACUUUGGCAACGAGAAGACCCAAGAACACUUCACACACAACACAGUGCGAGGCUGCUCUUACUUCUACAGUUAUCCUGCCGUGUGCGAUUUCCUACAACACAACAACUUAUUAUCCGUCAUCCGGGCCCACGAAGCACAGGACGCUGGGUAUCGCAUGUACAGAAAGAGCCAGACUACAGGCUUCCCCUCGCUCAUCACCAUCUUCUCAGCCCCCAACUACUUAGAUGUCUACAAUAAUAAAGCUGCUGUGCUGAAAUACGAGAAUAACGUCAUGAACAUUCGGCAGUUUAACUGUUCUCCUCACCCCUACUGGCUGCCCAACUUCAUGGAUGUCUUCACCUGGUCCUUGCCCUUCGUUGGGGAGAAAGUCACUGAGAUGCUGGUAAAUGUUCUGAGCAUCUGCUCCAAUGAUGAACUGACUACAGAUGAGGAGAUUGAUGGACAGCUAAUAUAUGCCCCAAAGAAAGGUGCUACAGCCUCUGCACGCAAAGAAGUGAUCCGAAAUAAGAUUCGUGCCAUUGGGAAGAUGGCUAGAGUGUUCUCAGUGCUUCGAGAGGAGAGCGAGAGUGUUCUGACUCUGAAAGGUCUCACUCCGACUGGCAUGCUACCCAGCGGUGUUCUCUCGGGAGGCAGAGAGAAACUCCAGAAUGCCAUCAAAGGCUUUUCGCCACAGCACAAGAUCACGAGCUUUGAAGAGGCUAAAGGCCUGGACCGCAUUAACGAGCGCAUGCCACCCCGGCGCGAUGCGCUGCCUUGCGACGCCAGCCUCAACUCUCUCAACAAAGCACUGUGCUCCGAAAGCAACGGCACCGAGGCCAAGGCCAGCAGCGGCAGUGCCAUCCAGUGAUUGUCCCCGCCCACACCCAGCCCAUGCUGUCAUCAGGCUCCUCCCUCUCUCUCUCCAUGCUACAGUCGGACAGACGAGUGCAGGGGGGCGGGCAUCGCGAGUCAGAGGGUAGGAGCAGAGGAAGUGAGGAUGGAGAGGGAGGUGAAGGGGAGAGCAGAGUUUUCAAACAUGAUUCAGAGUGACACUCUCUUAGUCUUUCGAUAUGCCUUUAAAAAUAUUUUGCUUGUAAAAACCAUGAAAAGUUCUUGCAGGUUCACUCUUUUCUGAAUGAGUAAGUGUGGGAAGUGUGCUCUCGGUUGUGGAUUGAGCAGCGCAGCAGGCAGAUAUCUUAUGUGAAAAGGCCUUUACUCAUUUACUGGUUAACAGAUUUUUUUUUUUUCUUCGUGUGUGUAACUUCUUACUAAUUAUUGUAUGUUUACAAAAAAAACAGCACUAAAAUGGACAGAGCAUAAAGUUUUUAACAUGGAAAGGGUGUACAAACUAAAUAAGGACUAUUUAUUGAUACCUUUUUUGCUACUCUUAUAAACUAGCUCUAAAGUAAAUUAGGCAGUCUUAAAAGAAUGUUGCAACAUUGAAAUGCCAAAAAUGGAACGUUUUAUGGUUUUGUACAGAUUAUGCUUACCUCAGGUUUCUUUGGUGUGUGUGUGCUUUGAUCCUAUUUUCUGUAUAAUGGCUAAUUUGCUUGAUAGCAAGUACCCGCUUUCUUGGAGUUUAGAACUGGAAUUCGCACCUAUCAUUUGAGAAAUAUGUUUUGUUUUUUAUUCGAGAUGGGGAAUAGUUCUGUUGUGGCUUGCUGGAACUUCUGUGAGUGUUCAGUUUUCUUUUUAAGUAUUGCGAACAAACAAAAAAUUGAAAAAGUGUCUAUAUAUAUAUAUAUAUAUAUAUAUAUAUAUAUAUAUAUAUAUAUAUAUAUAUAUAUAUAUAUAUAUAUAAUAAUUAGCACCUAUAUUCUGGAAAAAAAAGACAAAAAAUAGAAAGCGUCUGCCUAUGCAUGUUUUAUAAGAUUUAUCAAAGGAAAUAUGAAUGAAUUACCUUGGCUGCAGAGGCCGGUUUUGAUCUGUAGUGUUGCUUAGUCGAUAUAUACUGGAAAUGUAUACCGCCAUUCUUUACUCUAAUGCCAGGAUAAAGCUUCAGGCCUUUUGUUAUGAAAGCAUCAAACUAUUUAUCAUUGGAUGAGGAAUCAAGGUUUUUACGCCUGUAAGUACACAUGUAGUCCGAAUUAGCAUGUUUAACUGUUAUCGUGACAUAAGUUUGUGGUUACAUGUGGAACUCAAAAUGCAUGACAGCUGUUAAUGUCAUACAAGACAGUUAGACUUUUUUUUGUUCUUUUUUUUUUUUUGUAAACGUGCCACAGACAAAGUGUAUUAUUAUUAUUAUUAUUAUUAUUAUUAUUAUUAUUAUUAUUAUUAGGAACUAUGCUUUGUAUAUCAGUUACCGGUUUGUUACUGCUCAAUACUUUAAGAAAAUAAAAUACUCCAUUGUUUUGGUUUUUUUGUUUUGUUUUUUUAAACAAAUGCUUAAGUGCCCAAGUAAUUCACUACACAACAUUAAGACUUGCUUUUGUAAUUUAACUUCCAAACUGUUGGCUGAUGCAGCAUGCACUCACAACUAUUAAAGAGUAUUUUAUAUUACUGUUCAAUAAAAUGUGCAUGAAAAUAAAA